Molecule: messenger RNA, 1983 nt
Organism: Nerophis lumbriciformis (worm pipefish)
Lineage: Eukaryota; Metazoa; Chordata; Actinopteri; Syngnathiformes; Syngnathidae
Source: RefSeq, a predicted model, not a curated record
AUGCUAGCCGUCCAAAAUCUCCGUGUCGAAUUCGGCGCCCGCGUCCUCUUUUCCGAUCUUACCUUUUCCGUCGGAGAAAAAGAACGCAUCGCCUUCGCCGGGCACAAUGGAGCGGGGAAAUCCACCCUCAUGAAGUGCAUCGCCGAUAUUAUCCAACCCAACGGCGGCACCAUUACCCACCCCAAAGGAUUCCGCAUCGGCUACCUCCCCCAAGAAGGCAUCCACGUCAGUGGCAUCACCCUCUACGACGAAACAGAAUCCGCCUUCGCCGAAGCAAAAUCCCUCCAAAAAGAAAUCGACCGCCUCUCCGCCGAGCUCCCCGACCUCGACCCCCGCUCCGCCCCCUACUCCGAUCUCCUAAACCGCAUUGGCGAGCUCGAACUCCAACUCGACGGACACGACCCCGCCCGCCUUCGACCUAAAAUUGAAUCCAUCCUCGCUGGCCUAGGUUUCAGUAAAUCCGACCUCACCCGCGACUGCGGCGAAUUCUCUGGCGGCUGGCAAAUGCGCAUCGCCAUGGCCAAGCUCUUCCUCCUCCAACCCGAAGUCCUCCUCCUCGACGAACCCACCAACCACCUCGACAUCACCACCCAACGCUGGGUCGAAAACUACCUCCACAACUACAAAGGCGCCCUCAUCCUCAUCUCUCACGACCGCUCCCUCAUGGACGGCCUCACCACCCGCACCCUCGCCUUCCACCGGGGCCGUGCCGAGGAAUUCACUGGCAACUAUUCCUCCUACGAAACCCAACUCGCCGAACGACAAGAAAUCCUCCUCAAACAAUACAAAUCCCAACAACGAGAAAUCGAAAAAACCGAAGCCUUCAUCAACCGCUUCCGCGCCCAAGCCAACAAAGCCUCCCAAGUCCAAUCCCGCAUCAAACAACUUGCCAAAAUAGAACGCAUCGAAAUCGAACAACAAGACGCCACCGUCGAUUUCCGCUUUCCCCCACCUCCAGCCUCUACUCGCCUCGUUGCCAAACUCGAAAAAUCUGCCCAACAAUACGGCGAACUCACCGUCUUCCAAGACUUCGAUUUUGAAAUCACUCAAGGUGAAAAAAUCGCCAUCGUCGGCCCCAACGGUGCUGGUAAAUCCACCUUCUGUCGCCUCAUCACCGGAGAAGAAACCCCCAGCCAAGGCCUCCAAGAACUUGGCCCCAAAACCCUCCCCUCCUUCUUCAACCAGAACCACGCCGACGAACUCGACCCCGACCUCACCGUCCUCGAAACCGUCGAAAAAAUUUCUACCCGAGGUGCAUCCCUUUCCGCCCGCGACGUCCUCGGCUGCUUCCUCUUUCGCGGAGACGACGUCUUCAAAAAAAUCGGCGUCCUCUCCGGCGGCGAGCGCUCCCGCGUCGCCCUCGUCCGCAUGCUCGUCCGCCCUGCCAACUUCCUCAUCCUCGACGAGCCCACCAACCACCUCGACAUGAAAUCGCAGGACAUCCUCCAGCGAGCCCUCAUCGACUACCCCGGCACCCUCCUCAUCGUCUCCCACAACCGUGACUUCCUCGACCCCAUCGUCGCCAAAACCCUCGAAUUCCGCCCCGCCAAAGCCCCCCGCCUCUUCCACGGCAACCUCACCUACUACCUCGAAAAAACCGAAGAAGUCGACCGUGAACUGGACCUCCGAUCCAGUCCCCAAAAAACUCAGUCUUCUGGAAAAACUGGACCAGAGGUCCAGUCCACGAACAUCUCCUCCAAAGCCCGCCGCCAACAAGAAGCCGCCCUCCGUCAAAAACGCAACACCCUCCUCAAGCCCCUCCAACAAGAACUCGAAACUGUCGAAAAAAACAUCGCCGAACUCGAAGCCGCCCAAGCCAUCCUCCUCAAACACCUCGAAUCCCCCAAAGUCACCUCCGACCCCGAAAAACUCCAAGAAACCACCCACGCCUACCAAAACAUCUCCCAAAAACUAGAAACCGCAUAUUCGGACUGGACCACAUUGAGUGACAAAAUUGAGCAAACCGAGGCGAGUCUCAGCUAA